AUGACAUCGUACUUCAAGACCUACUACGACAAGAACGAAGACUUCCGAAACAAACACAGAGAAUACAUGAAGCAAAAGGUGACAUGGGUCGUGGUCAGAUCUGUUUUCCUCUCAAACAAGACUGUCUCUGGAUACUCUGAUAUCACAGCUGUUGGGAGGUCCAUCACGCCAUUACCUCCACGGAAGAUUGAUUGUAGUGUCAAAGAGGACACCAUGGCAACUGAGCUGAUGAGGCUGGUCAAGAAGUAA
Messenger RNA from Acytostelium subglobosum LB1, 249 nucleotides. RefSeq lists its product as hypothetical. Bases 1 to 249 code for a protein of 82 amino acids. Lineage: Eukaryota; Evosea; Eumycetozoa; Acytosteliales; Acytosteliaceae. The transcript has 2 exons. The record is from RefSeq and is a predicted model, not a curated record.